Molecule: messenger RNA, 582 nt
Organism: Vitis riparia (riverbank grape)
Lineage: Eukaryota; Viridiplantae; Streptophyta; Magnoliopsida; Vitales; Vitaceae
Exons: 3
Coding region: 77-400 (107 amino acids)
Source: RefSeq, a predicted model, not a curated record
GAAGGAGUUCAAAACGACAGCGUAUGCCAGAAAACGACGCCGUAGCAUCCUCCUCUGUGGAACGACCGGCAUAGCCAUGACUUCGGAGGGCGAGGGCCAAGCCGCCACCGUUCCUAAGAGGCGCCUGUCCUGCAAGACCUGCAUCGACAAUCUCUGGUUUUGUUACUCUCCAGUUCAUCAAAUGCAGCAGUAUUAUCGGCUCGGCGUUCUUGAUAACUGCGCUGAUAAAUGGAGUUCUCUUCUUGACUGUUUAAGUCUGAAAACAAAACGAUCUUCUGAGGUGCAGGAAAUUCUGGAAAAUCGUGAGAAAGACAAGCCUCACAUCUGGACUUUUAGGACUUCAGAAGAAUCCUCAUCUCACUGGAAGGAAGUGUUUGGCCAUUUAGACGACAUGGAGUGACCAAACCCCAAAUUUAUUUUAUUUUCUUUUUCUUUUUCCUUGGGCAGAGAAGGGACUGAUUCUGUAGCCAUCUCUUAAUUGGGCAACCCAUUAUUUUCGGCUUUAUUUUUCUACUCUAUUUCAUUCCAUUUUCAUUGUUCUGAUUUAUAACGUUUAAAUAUUAGUAUUUUUUUUUCCCUCAA